This is a messenger RNA of Labrus bergylta (ballan wrasse), 2219 nucleotides long. Lineage: Eukaryota; Metazoa; Chordata; Actinopteri; Labriformes; Labridae. The record is from RefSeq and is a predicted model, not a curated record.
GUUUCUGAUGUCAACAUGAAGCCAGAAAAAAGUCGGAAAAGCAGGCGGUUAGAAAUAACGUGCAGCGUUAAGUUAGUCCUGUUUGAUAACAAAUCUGGAAGCCAUCUUUAUCCCUGCUCUCUCUCUCUCUCUCUCCGUUGUUUCUUUCAGACUCAGCUGGAGCUGGACAAAUACUUCCCCCACACCGGCGCUCCUCUCCUGACUCUCCCACCCGACCCCACGGACAAGAAGUACAGACGAGAGAGCGCCUCGGUGGUGGACGAGUACUUCUCCGAGGACAAACCCGCCACGCCGUACAGCCUCAACAUCAACGUCAUCCUCCCCAGCACCACCCACCUCCGCACGGGCCUCUACCGCUCCAACGCCAAGACCCUGGCGUCGCAUCAGAUCAAAACAGAGCCCGGGCUGGAGGUGCCCUGCUCCAUCCCGACCUCCACAACCCAGUCGCUGCCGGACUUCACCUCGGUGUUCAGCGUCCCGCCCGUUGUCAACAGCGUCUUCAUCAAACCGGAGAUGAGCGCUGGAGGAGCGGCGAGCGGGCCUGCAGGGUCUCAGCAUCAGCAGCAGCAGCAGCAGCAAAACCUGGGCACAGAGCUUCACAUCGGACCCCACCCCCCACAGCCACAGGUCUACCACAUGCCCAUCACCAGCUGCGCCGACCUCACUAUGACUUUGUCCCACACCAGCCCGUCGGCGCACGUCUCCGCAGGCGGCAGGACCAUCAUGAACAUUGGCGGCGUUUCAUUGCCGACGGCCAACGGCAAUUACCUGAUGGCAGAGCACCAGCUGCAGCAGCACCACCACGGUUACUACCAGCACUCCCCGAGCCACACGACGGCCCCCCACAGUCUCCCGCCUUCGCCCCCGAACUCUCAGCCGGGGAGCCCAGACGAUCAGGCGGAUUUGCUGAGCUUAGUGACACAAGCUCCGCCUCCUUAUCAGCAGCGCCUGGGGGGAAUGAAGGUGACGGGGUUGUCCCAUCACGCCAUGCUGAUGACGCACGGCCAGGGCGUGCUCACGGGACCCAAAUACAACCGACGGAACAACCCGGAGCUGGAGAAGAGGAGGAUCCACUUCUGUGACUUCCAAGGCUGCACCAAAGUUUACACAAAGAGCUCUCAUCUCAAGGCGCACCAAAGGACGCACACAGGGGAGAAACCGUACCGCUGUACGUGGGAGAACUGUGACUGGCGCUUCGCCCGAUCGGACGAGCUCACCAGACACUACAGGAAACACACCGGGGCCAAACCCUUCAAGUGCGUCGCCUGCAGCCGCUGCUUCUCGCGCUCCGAUCACCUGGCCCUGCACAUGAAACGCCACCAGAACUAACUCACCACAGACACACCUGUAUAUAACACAUCCGAAAACACAUGCAAUCACACACAAAACAGUUUCUAUACACGACGGCCUCCUAAAGAAAACGUGAGCAGACACAGCACCAGAAUCGCCUCUGUGCACCUGUUUUUAAAUCUGACGCUCAACGCUAACAUCAGCUGAGUGAUGGAAUCAAAAUGGAUCCAAAGAAGGAAAAGAAAACUUUCAGGGAGAGAACAGUUUUCCAUUUUCUGCUUUCUGAUAAAAAAAACCCGUUGACCCGCUGACUGUCAGUCCACACGGCGUUUGUGGACGACUUAGCAGCAGAGCUGAUGAGCCACCUCAGGAGCUCAGAGGUGAUUUUGGUGUCUGUUGUCGUCACUGAACAGGCGUCGAUUCAUAACGCACACUGGUUGAACUCAAAUCAAUGCACAAUAAAAACACACAUCCACACCUACACUCAUGCAUCAUUACAUCUGAACUGUGGGGGGUCAGGCUCCUAACCAAGCAUCCAGGACUCCGUUUGAUCACAUCCUGGACUCUCUCUCUUCUACAUGAACUUUUUGUUUAUCCUACAAAUCUGCUGCCAUCUUCUUCCUCCUCUUCCUCGUCAUCAUCACUGUCGCCAUCUUUUAUUAUUCGAGGUUUUUUAACUUUGCUCCCCUCCAUCCUGCCUUUUGUAAAUACUUGUUUAUAAAUAUGUGUGAUUGUGUGUCUGAGAAUACGAAGUGAAUGUAUCGAGAUUUAUACUUGACUUUUUUUUUUUUUUACAUUAAAUGUUAAUAUGAUGAGUGAGAUUCCAUGUUGAAACGUCCUUGUGACACAAUCUCCCUUCAAGGGCCCUUAAGGAGGAAAAAAAAAAACGAGGAAUAAUCAUCGGACACGAUCAGAAAAAACCUUUUCAU